AGGUUAAAAAGUAAGUUUAUUUGUGAUUAUAUUCUAAACGUUGUACAUUGAUUGUAAGUUAUUUACUCCUAUUUAGUAAUAAUGUCUGACAGCGAUAGCGGAACAGAAAAUAAUGUUACAACUGAUGAGGAAUGGUUGCUAGAAACAUUAACAGAGGUAUCUGAUCAAAGAGUUUUACAAGACAUCAGUUUUGAUCCUAAAAUUCAAGUAAGCGAUCAUGAGGAUGAUGCAGAACUCAGCACCAAUGGAUAUGCAUCUUGCGACAUAGAUGAAUAUGAAGAAGUGAAAAAGGAAGAAUUCAACCUUAGACUAGUCGAUAUAGGUUCUUGGUGCAAGUGUGGUAAUUGUGCUGUAUUUCUGUAUUGGGCACGGAGAUGUUAUUGCUGCCAAGAAAGUACGCAUAUCAGCGAAAUUAUUUUGGAUAUUGAAAAAGUUUCAUGUGUUACAGAUUGCGAACUUUUCUCAGCUGGAAUCAGUAACCGAAAGAUGCUACAAAUGUGCUCUUUCGGUAUGAUGCAGAAAAGUAUUCCCGUCGCGUCGACAAAGAAGGGAACAUAAAACCAGAAGGACUG
Bolinopsis microptera is the source of this 572-nucleotide messenger RNA. RefSeq lists its product as uncharacterized. The transcript has a single exon. The record is from RefSeq and is a predicted model, not a curated record. Lineage: Eukaryota; Metazoa; Ctenophora; Tentaculata; Lobata; Bolinopsidae. Bases 82 to 558 code for a protein of 158 amino acids.